Messenger RNA from Seminavis robusta, 399 nucleotides. NCBI's taxonomy places the organism in Eukaryota, Bacillariophyta, Bacillariophyceae, Naviculales, Naviculaceae. The record is from the annotation of a GenBank genome assembly.
AUGGCAUUUCUGAAAUUCGGCCCCAAGCGCUCCAAGUCUACCGAGAAUGCAGUUUCGCCCAAACCCAGAUCCCGUGGUCCUCGCCGUUGCUCUACUAGCACUACCAGUGGCAGUGGCCGCAGUGGCAUGGACAUGAGCACAAGCACUGGGUCUCAUUCUCAUUCUCAUUCUCAGUCCAUGGGAACUUCGUCGCGGCGUUCUUCCGCCAUGGGCGGAUCUCUGCGCUCUUCUACCAGCAGUACUGCUUCUCGUUGCUCCCGUGCGGAGCGAGAGUCGAUUAAAAAAGGUAACCUGGACCCUUCAGACAUUAUUGCCAUGAUGGAAGCACAAGCCAGUAUGACUGGAGGAGAAGAUAAGGCAGCAGAGAUCUUUGAACUAUUGAAGAAUAGGCAAAGCUAG